AUUUCUGGAGUUUAUAUAUCUUGUACCGACGUAAGCUGUCUACUCAAAUAACAGGAUGAAUGAACUUAAUAUUUUUCUGGGUUUUAGUGACUGUUAGUGUUACUGCAGUAUUAGAUUGUCGCAGUUAAAUAUUCUUAGCACUUCUGAUUUUGUGUUUUAUUUAUAAAGCCAACCGAUGUUUAGAUUAAGAAACUUUUUAUUUUAUUACACUAUAAUUUUUAGUGCGACUGCUAGGAAGAACUUGCUCGGAUCAGUAAGGCUAAGAGUAAGAGUGUCGAAAGUUUCGACAAAGUUAUUAAUGUUGAUUUUUACUUUAAACCUUUUUACUGUUUUCGGAAACUCAAGCUGUAUGGAAAAAACACAACCAGAAGAUAUCGAUUAUAUUGAAAAUGGACCAAAUGAGCAAAUCAGUAACAAAGUGACUCCUAUUAUAUUAGUUCCAGGAGAUGGAGGCAGUCAGGUACAAGCAAAGUUGAAUAAACCAGAAACUGUUCUCUAUUACUGCGACAAAAAAACAACUGAAUACUUUACCCUUUGGCUUAAUUUGGAGCUGUUAAUACCGUAUCUUUUAAACUGUUGGGUGGACAACAUGAGAUUGGUCUAUAACAACCACACUAGAACAACAACAAAUUCACCAGGUGUGGAUAUCAUCAUACCAGGAUUUGGAAACACAGUUAGUGUGGAAUGGUUACAUCCAAGUCAUGUGUCUCCAAGUGCUUAUUUCACAAACAUAGUUGAGUAUGUGUUACCUUUGGGGUAUAGCCGGGGGGUGAACAUCCAAGGAGCUCCAUAUGACUUUCGCAAAGCACCUAAUGAAUUGCAGGACUAUUUGAAGAAUGUUACCAAUAUGUUAGAAAACACGUAUUACAAAACUGGAAAUAAGAAGGUUCUACUGAUCUGUCACAGCUUGGGGUGUCCUGUAAUGCUGUAUAUGCUUAACAAACAGUCACAGACUUGGAAGGAUAAGCAUGUUAAAGGACUUGUUUCUCUUGGAGCACCUUGGGGAGGAGUUGUUAAAGCUUUAAAGGCUUUUGCUUCGGGAGAAAACUUGGGAAUUUUUCUCGUCAAACCUCUUACUGUGAGACAAGAGCAGAGAAGCUGUCCCAGUUUGGCUUUUCUCACUCCUUCUGAUAGAUUUUGGUCCAAAAGUGAAGUUCUUGUGUACACAGCAAAAAAAAAUUACACAGUUGGAGACUACUAUGAGUUUUUUCAGGACAUUAAUUUUCCAACUGGUUGGGAAAUGUGGAAAGAUACUCAUAAUUUGACCUAUGAUUUGGAGCCACCUGGUGUUGAAGUUCACUGUUUACAUGGGUCUAAUGUCGACACUAUGGAAAGUUUCAGCUAUGCUAAGGAUGACUUUCCAGAUGGACAACCAACUAUUAAUUAUGGAAAUGGUGAUGGAACUGUAAACCUUAGAAGUCUUUUUGGAUGUCUGAGAUGGAAAAGGAAGCAGAAACACAAGGUGUACCAUAAAGUUUUCAUGAAUAUGGACCACAUGGAUAUUCUUCAUGAUCCAGCAGUUUUAGAAUACAUUAAGAACCUAAUUAUUGAAGCAUGAUGGUUAUAAAAAAAAAUUGUAAGUGAACUAAAAAAUAAAUAGCAUCUCUCUCUCUCUCUUUUAUUUAAAAUGAUUGUCUUAGUUGUGUAAUAAAUUCUUUGACUUUUGUUUAUUUAUCAAAACUUUUAUUUGUAGAAAUUAUUUUUCAACUCUAUUGCUCUUUUUUUCAGUUAGCCUUACGUGAAAGCUAUAUAGCAUUAAAUGUUUUUAGAUUUUCCUUUUUAUUAAAUUAAUAAAAUGGGGAAAACAAAUUAUUUUUGGAUAUUAAAUUACAUAUGUAACUGAAAAAUAUUGUUUAUAAAUGCAUUAUUUUAAUAUUUUUACUUAUUUACUGUCAAGAGCAUUUAACAAAAUGUCCACUUAUUAGUUUAUUGAGAAUUCUUUGUUUGAAACUUUAUGUAUAAGUGUCUGUUCAAAUUUCAAAUUUUAUUUGCUGCUUCAUUUUUUCAAGAAUUUUGCAUAUCUUUUAAGAUAAAGAAUCUGUUCUUUAUUUAACACCGGAUAUUAUAAAUCUUAAUAAUAUAAGGAAUGUGAUUAUUUUGAAUUCCAGAUUCUAAAUUUUGGAAAAUCUUCUAAAUUAAUGUUCUCGUGUGCCAAUCAUUUUCAAAGAAUUGAUAAGAAACUUCGCUGGAAAUUUGAUGAGAUAAUUCUUACAAAGGUCGUAUAAAUACGGUUUUGUUUAUGUAUAUAUUGAUUUCUUUAAAAACUAUUAAGAUUAUCUUAAGUUAAAGCAUCGUAGUGCUUACAUAACAGUGACAUGUCAUGUUGAUAAUGAAAUUUGUUUCACAUAACUCAUUUUGUUUUACAGUUUUUUUUGUGUUAUUUCUGUGCAGUUUUGAAAGAAAUAGAUUAAAACAUGUUAUAUAUAUUGGAAUUGUUCACUAAAAUUUGUAAGAAUAGAGCUCGUAACUUCCUGUUAUGAAGCAUAGCAAUUUUUAUAAUGACUGCAUAAGUUUGAACUGUAGCUUUAAAAAAAUAACAAACUUCAGGUGUUUUUGUAUAUUUGCAUCUCAAGAUUUUUAAUGGAUAUUUAUGAUCACAUAUACAUCUAUGUGAUUUUGCAGUAAUAUUGAAUGUGAAUUAAAUAAUUCAAGAUAUUUCAUUGUAACAAUGAAUAAGUCACUAUAUUUUUUAUAAUAUGACGCAUCACUGCUCAUCCCAUGUUAUCCAGGAGCUUAUCUUCUGUUAUUAGGAGUAAUAAUGGCUGGACUUUCAUUAUUAUUAUUUUUUUAUUAUAUUAGAAUUAUAAAAUAGUACAACAGUUAAAACUUAUGCAGUGCUUUCAGUAAAUGCAAUUAAAAAUGAAAAAUAAUUAAAUUGGCUUAGAAUUCAGUAAGUUCUGGACAGAUAAAAUAAUUAGGGUGAAAUAAUGACCAAAAUAAUCUGAAUUAUGUGUUGUAUUUCGUAUUGUAGUAUUCAUAUUAGAAAUUAUGUGUGGUGUUGUGGUAUUCAUAUUAUAAAAUUGUUUGUACUUGUAUUACUUUUGGUAAACUUUUCCUGAAGUAUAAUUUUAAAAUUAAUUUCAUGAAAUGCUAAAUAUAACUUUAAUGUUUAUAACAGUAACUGUGGUGAACUAAAUAAGUUGUUUAGGCUUAAAAGGUUGGUAAAAUAGUGAAAGUUUAUUUCAACAUUCUCAUAAUAAAACACAAGAAUAAUUUGGGAAUUGAAGUUCUACUUUCAAAUACAUUUUGGUCAGAAUUAUAACAAGAUGAAUAAAAAUUACUGUUUCCCUACAAAAACAUAAUCAUAUAUGAUAGUUUGUUAUAACUGUGUCUUUGGUAGGUUAAAAUGACAAUGAAGUUUGUUUUACUGAGCUAGCUUUAACAAACAGUUGAAAAUUAUAACAUUUAAUUGAACCAUUCAUUGUGUGUUUGUUUGGCAAGCAUGUUUUGAUAAGUUUCUAGUAUCCAACUGUAUCUUAACUUUUGUUUUUAUUUCUUAAAGAUAUCUUGCAAAAGGCAAGUGCUGGUUGGGUAAAAGAAAGACUGUUAGGUUACAAACACUUAAAUGUUGAGAUACGUGUUGAUAAAAAGGUAUUUUUGGGAUGUUUAAACACUUCUCACCCCGAACAUUCUGAGGAAAUGUCGUGCCGUAUACAGAUACAAGUUUGGAUGUUAAUGUAUUAUCGUUUCCUCUGUAUUAGUGCUUUUUACUAUGAUAACAGUGAUAAUAAAUUUUGAAAUGCUA
Limulus polyphemus (Atlantic horseshoe crab) is the source of this 3745-nucleotide messenger RNA. Its product is annotated as group XV phospholipase A2-like. The coding region runs from base 176 to 1558 and encodes 460 amino acids. NCBI's taxonomy places the organism in Eukaryota, Metazoa, Arthropoda, Merostomata, Xiphosura, Limulidae. Gene Ontology annotation, biological process: lipid metabolic process. The transcript is spliced from 8 exons. The record is from RefSeq and is a predicted model, not a curated record.